AUGGCCGGACGCAACUUCAACCAACUCUUUCCACCUAAGCCAACAUUUACAGAAGACGAGUUGCCAGACCAAAGUGGCAGAGUCUUCUUCAUCACCGGAGGAGUUUCCGGCAUCGGCUUGGAACUCUGCAAGAUCCUCUAUGCCGCCAAUGCAACAAUUUACAUUGCGACAAGAUCCGCCUCUAAGAUUGCCACAGCUAUCAAGGAACUCGAAUCACUUUACCCAUCGAGUCAAGGACGUCUCGAGUCGCUAGUGCUCGACCUUUCGGAUCUCACAACAAUCAAGCCAGCAGCAGAUUCUUUUCUCGCCAAGGAAACGAGACUUGAUGUUCUUGUUCACAAUGCAGGCGUCAUGAUGCCUCCCAAGAACAGCAGGAGCGCCCAAGGCCAUGAAUUGCAAAUGGGUACAAACGCUCUGGGCCCCUUCCUCUUGACCAGAUGCUUGCAAGAGAGAUUGCGUGAUACAACUGCGAUGCAAGGAGUCGCUAAGGGCAGUGUGAGAGUUGUGUGGAUCGCCAGCAUGAUUUCCCUGGGAGCCCCGAAAGGUGGCGUCGUUUGGAAUGCUGCAAAUGACGCACCAAAGGAGUUGGGCGACUCGAUGGGUGAUUACAUGCAAAGUAAAGUGGGUGUGGUAUUCUUGGCAAAAGAAUUCGCAAAUAAGACGGAGAAUGGUGGUAUCAUCUCGGUGGUAAGUGGACGUCGCACCCUUUCGAGCAAGGUCUUGCGACUCACGAUACACAGAGCGUCAACCCAGGUCUUGUAA
This is a messenger RNA of Colletotrichum chrysophilum, 762 nucleotides long. RefSeq lists its product as uncharacterized. The record is from RefSeq and is a predicted model, not a curated record. NCBI's taxonomy places the organism in Eukaryota, Fungi, Ascomycota, Sordariomycetes, Glomerellales, Glomerellaceae. The coding region runs from base 1 to 762 and encodes 253 amino acids. The transcript has 2 exons.